AUGGCGUUGACCAAACUAGAAAACGUUUCUCCAGUUGUGUAUGUGGUAAAGGAGAGGGAGGAUCGCUUAGACUUGCAUGCAUUUGAUGCAACAGUUGAUGACCCAAUCGACGCAAGGGAAGUGUUUGAUCUACUACGCGAUAUUAACGAUCCGGAGCAUCCGUUAACUUUAGAGCAGCUAAAUGUGAUUCAAGAAGAACUUAUAACAGUCGAGACAGAUGAUGGCGAAACAAUUGUCGAUGUAAGAUAUGUCCCAACGAUACCACACUGUUCAAUGGCAACUCUUAUUGGGCUUGCAAUCCGAGUGAAGCUUUCUCGUUCCCUUCAUCCAUCUAUCAGGGUCAUCGUUCGCGUGAACCCCGGGACUCAUAACACUGCAGAUGCUAUAAAUAAACAGCUCGCUGAUAAAGAAAGAGUUGCAGCUGCAAUGGAAAACCCUUCUCUGAUGCAAGCGGCAAGAGAGCAUAAUUACAGAGCUAGAAGCGCAUUCAAACUACUUGAAAUUAACGAGAAGUAUCAUAUAAUAAAGCCAGGUUAUGCUGUGGUUGACCUUGGUGCCGCUCCUGGAUCAUGGUGUCAAGUGUUAUUAGAGCUGCUGAAAAUUCCCGAAGAAGAGACAUCUUAUGUGCUCGGAGUAGAUUUGCAAUACAUCCACCCUCUCCCAGGUGUUAGGUUACUCAGCUUAUCAGACGUGACAGAGCAAAGUACCCGAAACAAAAUCAAAGACAGUUUGAACAAUAGAGAUGUAGACGUGGUACUGAGUGAUAUGGCACCAAACCCCACCGGCGACGGAGGCGUUGACCAUGAGCGAAUCAUUAAUUUAUGCAAGAAAGCAACAGAUCUGUUUUGCCACAGUCCCUUCACUAUCAACUUGAAAGAAAGCGGCACCUUCUUGUGCAAAAUUUGGGAUGGCAGUAGACGGACAGAAUUUAUACAAUACUUAAAGCAAUACUUCAAAUCUGUAAAUACUGUUAAACCAAAAUCCAGUCGAGACUUUAGUGCCGAGAUGUACUUACUCUCACGUGGUUUUAAAUACAACGAAAAAUAA
Messenger RNA from Enterobius vermicularis (human pinworm), 1047 nucleotides. The record is from the annotation of a GenBank genome assembly. NCBI's taxonomy places the organism in Eukaryota, Metazoa, Nematoda, Chromadorea, Rhabditida, Oxyuridae.